This is a messenger RNA of Phlebotomus papatasi, 1804 nucleotides long. It is a transcript of the gene alien, whose product is annotated as COP9 signalosome complex subunit 2. Gene Ontology annotation, cellular component: COP9 signalosome. The transcript has 4 exons. Bases 317 to 1651 code for a protein of 444 amino acids. The record is from RefSeq and is a predicted model, not a curated record. Gene Ontology annotation, biological process: protein deneddylation. NCBI's taxonomy places the organism in Eukaryota, Metazoa, Arthropoda, Insecta, Diptera, Psychodidae.
AAUUCCUGAUCUACGGACAUUUUUCCAGGGAAAUACCAAGCACUAUAUUUUUGAAGAUACAAAAACACUUUUGACACAGUGCACUUUGCUGAAUUUUUGAUGUGAAAACCUUUACUAAAAGUACACUGAAAAUAUCAGUGGAAAAAUUCUCUUGCUUUUUUGAUCUUCAGAAAUUCUUUUGGCAGUGUAAUAACGAAUAAUUUGAAGGAGGGAAAAGCUGUCGCAUUGCGUAGUAAAUUCGAAGUAGUAAUUGGAGUGUUUUCUUCUUGUUGUUUUUCUAAGAUUUUAUCCCAUUUAAAGCCAGUUUUUGCAAGAGAUGUCCGACGUGGAUGAUGAUUUUAUGUGUGAGGAUGAAGAGGAUUAUGGAUUGGAAUACUCUGAGGACAGCAAUUCAGAGCCAGAUGUUGAUCUUGAGAAUCAGUACUAUAAUAGCAAGGCCCUAAAAGAGGAUGAACCGGAAGCAGCUCUGGCAUCCUUCCAGAAAGUCCUGGAUCUUGAGAAUGGCGAGAAGGGUGAAUGGGGCUUCAAGGCACUCAAGCAGAUGAUCAAGAUCAACUUCAAGUUGGGCAAAUACGUAGAGAUGAUGACAAGAUAUAAGCAGCUUCUGACUUACAUCAAGAGCGCAGUGACAAGAAAUCACUCCGAGAAGUCCAUUAACUCCAUCCUCGACUACAUCUCCACGUCUAAGAAUAUGGAACUGCUACAAAACUUCUAUGAAACUACUUUGGAUGCUCUCAAGGAUGCCAAGAAUGACCGGCUGUGGUUCAAGACAAACACCAAAUUGGGCAAAUUGUACUUCGAUCGCAAUGACUUCACCAAAUUGCAGAAAAUCCUCAAGCAACUGCAUCAAUCUUGUCAGACGGAUGAUGGAGAAGAUGAUCUGAAGAAGGGCACCCAACUGCUUGAGAUUUACGCUCUGGAAAUCCAAAUGUACACCGUGCAGAAGAACAAUAAGAAACUGAAGGCUCUCUAUGAGCAGAGUCUGCACAUUAAGUCAGCCAUUCCGCAUCCAUUGAUUAUGGGAGUGAUCCGGGAAUGUGGGGGCAAGAUGCAUUUGCGAGAGGGAGAAUUUGAAAAGGCUCAUACAGAUUUCUUCGAGGCUUUCAAGAAUUACGAUGAAUCAGGCUCACCGAGGAGGACAACGUGCUUGAAGUAUUUGGUAUUGGCCAAUAUGCUGAUGAAGUCUGGGAUUAAUCCUUUUGACUCUCAGGAGGCUAAACCGUACAAGAAUGAUCCGGAAAUAUUGGCAAUGACGAAUCUCGUGGUGUCCUAUCAGAAUAAUGAUAUCAAUGAAUUUGAAUCGAUUUUGCGGAAUAACCGAAACAAUAUUAUGGAUGAUCCUUUCAUCCGGGAACAUAUUGAGGAUUUGCUGAGGAACAUACGGACUCAGGUGUUGAUCAAGCUCAUAAGACCUUAUACCAGAAUCGCCAUUCCCUUCAUUUCCAAUGAGUUGAACAUCGAACCGGCGGAAGUUGAGAGUCUCCUGGUGUCAUGUAUCCUGGACAAUGCCAUCCAUGGACGCAUCGAUCAGGUUAAUCAGGUAUUGGAACUUGAUCAGGAAACACUGUGUGCUACUAGGGAUUAUGCCAUGGAGAAGUGGUCCAAUCAGAUUCAUUCUCUUCAGCUUGCCGUGAUCAACAAAAUGUCCUAAAAGCCCCUAAUAACCACAAAAUCUUUUCCUCUAAAAAAAUCUUGCGAUUCUUCUUGAGAAAUUACUUUCACAUAACGAUAAAUGAACAUUUGAGAGAAUCAUCCGAGGUAAAAAGAGAAAGAAGCACAGCGAAUAAAAGAGACGUCAAUCAGA